AUGUCAGUGAAAACAUUUCUUGUCAACUUGCGAAGCAAAAUCAAUGCAAAUGCAUUGCCUCUUCCAUACAAGUUUGUCACUGGUAACCAAUCGGCAGAUAUGGACUCGGUUAUCAGUGCUGUCUCAUAUUCGUACUUUGAAAAUCUCAAAGAUAACAACAGCUAUGUGAUUCCAUUGGUUAACAUUCCGAAGGAAGACCUCAAGUUGAGAAGAGACAUCGAAUCUUUGUUGCAAUCGCAUUCUAUUACAGAAGACUUGUUGUACUUCUUAGAAGACUUUGAAAUCUUAUCUGGUGGAGCUACCAACGAGUUGAUUCUUGUAGAUCAUUGUAAUAUCCAGGGCGACCUCUUGCACCAGCGCAUGAACGAAGGCAAGUUGAAGGUUGUAAGCAUAAUUGACCAUCAUGCAGAUGAGGGAGUUUUCUUGGAUUCUCAUCCUAGAAUCAUCCACUCCAACGGUUCUAACUCAUGUUUGGUAUUCAACUACUGGUACGAUCAGCUCGGCAGAAACGAUGCAUUGCUUAAGCAAAAUUCAGAUAUAAUAGAACUUUUAUUGGGUCCUUUACUUAUAGACACCUCCAACAUGACCCAAAAGGUGGAAGAAGGAGAUGUUUCUGCCUUCAGCAAAUAUAAGCAGAUCUUAGAUCUUGGCGCUGGCAACGCUCCUAUCAUCAAACAAUUUGUUGGCCCUGAUGCUGGUGAUGAUAUCGUUGCUGGCUUCUACAAGAAGUUGAAAACUGCCAAGAAGGACUUGAGUGGAUUCAGAUUUGUCGAUGUUUUGCGUAAGGAUUACAAGCAAUUCAGCUUUUUGAGCGGCGAUAAUGUCGGUUUCAGUUCAAUUGGAAAGUCGUUGAAAUGGGUCUUAUCCAACUACACCAUCGAAGAAAUACGCGAAACCUUAUCCAAAGCUCUUGUCGACUUCAAUGUGGAUGCCUUGGUGAUUACUUCAUCUUACACCCAGAAGGAAACGAACAUUUAUACAAGAGAGUUCUGCUACUACUACGAGGACAAGGCCAAUGCCAGAUUCAACGAAUUAGACUCGUUGGUUAAGGAGCCACUUCAAUUGAACGACUCAGUCUACGGUGCUGACAAGGUUGGAACCAAGUUAACUAAAGUCAAUACUGAUUCCAAGGGUAUAUUCAAGAUCUAUAACCAGGUGAAUAUCAAGGCAUCCAGAAAACAGGUAGUCCCUAUCGUCAAGGAAGCUCUUGAGAAAUAUAGCUUAGAUCAUACUUUGUAGAAUUGAUAUAUAGAUUCCUCAUAGAAAGCGGUAAAGACUG
Molecule: messenger RNA, 1279 nt
Organism: Scheffersomyces stipitis CBS 6054
Lineage: Eukaryota; Fungi; Ascomycota; Pichiomycetes; Serinales; Debaryomycetaceae
Gene: PPX1
Product: exopolyphosphatase
Exons: 1
Coding region: 1-1239 (412 amino acids)
Cellular component (GO): cytoplasm
Molecular function (GO): exopolyphosphatase activity
Source: RefSeq, a predicted model, not a curated record